Molecule: messenger RNA, 438 nt
Organism: Brenthis ino (lesser marbled fritillary)
Lineage: Eukaryota; Metazoa; Arthropoda; Insecta; Lepidoptera; Nymphalidae
Source: the annotation of a GenBank genome assembly
AUGGAUUGGGAGAGAGGCAUAUGGAAUGCAGCUUUCUCAGGGGAUAUGGAUCGCAUCCAACAGUUAAUUGACAGAGCAAGGAGUCCAAAAGAUCUAGUGAAUAGUCUAGACAAUGCUGGAUACACAGCACUACAUUAUGCUGCACGCAAUGGACAUGUUAAAAUUUGUGGCAUUCUUUUAAGCAAUGGAGCAGACAUUAAUGCUCAAACGAGAAGUGGUAAAGCCACACCUCUAUUUAAAGCAACAGCAGCAGAUAAGGAAGAAGUGGUUAAAUAUUUAAUUAAAAAUGGGGCACAGAUUAAUUUACAAGAUGCUGAUGGCAAAACACCACUUCAUAAAGCUGUGGAAAACAAAAAUCAUACAAUCAUUCAACUUUUACUUGAAGCUUGUCCCUCUUCAAAAAACAUAAAAGAUAAUAAAGGUAACCUUGCAAUUGUG